Molecule: messenger RNA, 1644 nt
Organism: Magnusiomyces paraingens
Lineage: Eukaryota; Fungi; Ascomycota; Dipodascomycetes; Dipodascales; Dipodascaceae
Exons: 2
Coding region: 1-1644 (547 amino acids)
Source: RefSeq, a predicted model, not a curated record
AUGAAAAAACUUCCCUUAAAGUUUUCUCGCAACGGAGGCUCUGCUCCAGUUGUUGACGAUGAAUAUUCAAAUAACAUUGAUAAACAUACUUCGAAUUUCCACCACUCAAAAAUCAAAACUCAUCAUCGCAGUACAACACAGGAUAUUAUGAAAGAAAUGAAUGAAAGAGCAAAAAGUAUACUUGAAAGCACCUCAUUUGAUUCCACACCGAAAAAACUUUCUACAUCCCCAAGUUCUUCGCCUUUAGCUCUUGCAUCUGUUUCUGCAAAGCUGUCUUCCAGAAAUUUUAAUAAACACAGCCAAAGAUAUUUCAAGGCUCAUCAAAAGGGGUUUGCGAAAAUGGAAGGUAUUGAUCAGCAUUACACUGUUAACUCAGGAAAUGGCACUCGGCAAAUCCAUGUUCAAGAUCGCAAUUUUUCCGAAAGGCUCGGAAAACGUAUUAAUUUGAAUUCCAACUUACCAAAGCAUUCUAUUUUAAACUCUUCUCCAUCUCCAAAAUAUUGCGAAAAGUCUUGUACUGAUAAGCCAGAUUUGAAGACACCAUCCCAUCUACGCACUACUCCAUUAAAUCUUCUAAACCAAACGCCCGAGCAAGACUCUCCAAAAAGACUAUCAAACCAAUUAAUUUUAUCAUCUUCUAAACGUAGAAGAGUAAGCGAAAUUGGUCAUAUGCAAGAAAUGGAGAAUUCUAAUUCAAUUUUGGAAUAUGAUCAAAACAGUCUUUUUUCCCGGUCAAAUCUACGCUCAGGAGUAAAUUUGGACUACAAAGAAAGUUGUCUUCCAAAUCAGUCAAAGCCAGACAUCAGAGUCAACACCUUGAAACCAUCUUUGCAAGUGAACACAAGUAAUCUAACAUUAUCACCCACAAAACCUUGUACAAAUAAAUCGCAUAUAAGGUCAAUUUCCCCAACACCAUGUCCACACCGUGACUUCAGUCCGGACUUACCCUCAACGCAUCAAGAAGACCUUCAAAAACUACGCCUAUCCAGACCUACUUUAAAAAUUCAAAAGCAAUCAUUUCCAACAAAAAAUAUGAGAGAACCUUUUCAGUCUCUUCGGACAAAUUGCAAAAUUCCUUCAAAUUCUAAUUUAAGGAGAAUAGAGAGCAAUGAGCAUUUAGCAGUAACAAAAACCCGUCAAAAAACAUUGCUGCCUUCAACCUCUUCCAUAAAACCGAUUGUUUCGUCAGCUAACUUUAAUACAUCAGCAUCUAUUCAUACAGGAAAUCAUGACCAAGUCAUUCGUAGGACACCAUCGUUAAAUGUUUUAACAUCUUCUUCAAAAAACUACAGUUCACACCCUUCAAAAAUCCCUAUUUCUUCAUCAAGCAUGGCGCUGUCAUCAUUUAACAAUUUAGGAGUGUCAAUGAUACCGCUAAAGACACAUGGGACUACACAAGCCUCUUAUGCUUACUCUGGUUCUUCUGAAUCUUCAUCAUUGCCAUCGCCGUCAUCAUCAUUGAUUCCAUCGUUAUCUGCAUCAGUUUUACCUUAUCCAUCUAGACUAGAACGAUCUAAAUACUUUACUAAAUCAACACCAAACCUUUCGAAAUCAUCAUGGAAUAACAAUAAUACGCAAGGUAUUACGGGUUCUACUCUUCGAUAUACAUCUGGGCGAAAUAGAUGUGUUUCAUCGAAUAAGUAA